Molecule: messenger RNA, 1592 nt
Organism: Rhizophagus irregularis DAOM 181602=DAOM 197198
Lineage: Eukaryota; Fungi; Glomeromycota; Glomeromycetes; Glomerales; Glomeraceae
Source: RefSeq, a predicted model, not a curated record
AAAAAAAAAAAAAAUCUAAAUUUUACACACUUCCAAGCCACCCAUAAUUUUUGAAUCAGCAAUUUUGUAUUACAAUAAAAUAGUAUAAGAAUUCCAAAACUAUAUUUUAAUAUUUUUUGAAAAUAUCGUAUUGAAAAGUAGUCCUAAAUUUCCGAUCUAUCCUUCAAAUUCUGGUUUUUGUGACCGUAUCUUGUAACAAAGUUGUUGCCCGUCCAUACGGCUGUAGGUUAUUUUUUUUUCAUAAGCUCACAACUGGCUGGCAGUAUUUCAGUUCGUACAAAUUGUCGCCAUGAAUGCUUUGAAAGACACCGCGACCGUAAACGAAGACGAUGCCAAUUUACUUGUUCUGAUCAUCGAUACAAAUCCAUUGAUUUGGACGAAAUCAGCAAAAUCACUAUCAUUAAAAGAAGCUUUGCGGCAUCUUCUAGUAUUCAUCAACGCUCAUUUGGCAUUAAAGCAUGACAACGAAGUAGCUGUCAUUGCAAGUCAUAUUGGUGUCAGCAAGUUUUUAUACCCAAUACCUAAUCCUUCUAGACUUUCCGAAAAUACAGAUCAGGCAGUGGAUUCUAAUUUGUAUCAAAGGUUCAAGGUUGUAAAUGACCAAGUGAUAAGUAAUAUGAAAGAUUUGUUUGAGGAUGUAUCAACACUGAAUUCGUAUCCUGAUAAAGCAAGUUCGAUGAUCGCAGGAGCUUUAUCUAUGGCCCUUUGUUAUACUAAUCGAAUUAUGAGAGCUGAUGAGAUUGGUCAUAUAAAACCUCGAAUUUUAAUUAUAUCCAUUUCACCAGAUUCGCCUUAUCAAUACAUAUCCAUAAUGAAUUGCAUUUUCUCGGCACAAAAAUUAGGAAUACCGAUUGAUGUUUGCAAAGUUCAUAGCGAAGAAACAGUCUUCCUAAAACAAGCAGCUCAUUUAACUGGUGGUAGAUAUCUUAAACUACAAAUUCCACAAGGGUUCUUGCAAUUUUUGAUGAUCACCUUUCUUCCUGAUCGAUUUACGAGAAAUUACCAAUGUUUACCUGGGGAAGAAAAAGUUGAUUUUAGUGCUUCAUGUUUUUGUCAUAAAAAAAUGAUAGAUAUUGGUUUUUUGUCAUCCAUUAGAACAGUGUUCAACUUGCAGAUCUAGUCUUAUGUUAGCGUCUGUCAAUGAAUGCGGAUUGAAGCUGUUAAAUGGAAUUAAGAAGCAAGCUAAAGGUCGUGAAAGUGGGGGAAGUACUUAAAUACUAUCGGUAAUUUAGGAAUUGCAAAAAGAAAAAAAAAAUAAAUAAAAUUCUCUCUUUUUCUUUUUCUUAAUUGUCUUUUCCUUCAUUAUUGAAAUUAUCACGUAGUUCUUCAGAUAACUUAUUAAUAUUUAUAGAAUUAUUAAUAGUUUGACUUUCAACUUAAAGGUUAUAAGAAUUCUAUCAUUCGAUUAUUAAAAUUAAUGUAAUUAUUAUAUGCGGUUCUUCCCUCAAUGGAACGUAUUGAAAUAACAUGAAGGCUCUAAGAGAAUGUUAAUAUAAUUUCCUUUUAUACUGUGGAAUAUAUUAAUACAAAUUGCAAGAACUCAUAAUAGUAAAUUAGUAAUUAAUAUUUAUUGAAAUGGUAGUGCAAAAUUU